ACAUGCAAUUAGUCAUUCACAAGUUCUUAUCAAAAUCAUUCUACAUUGAGUGGGACGACAUUGUGCUGAUUGUAUUGUUUCUUAAAUUAAAGCAAAUUUGAUUUUAAAAUAACAAAAAAUAUUUAUAUAACUAUCAAUUAAUAAGUUUUUAAAUAUUGAUAAAAAAAAUUGUGAAUUUACCAACAAUUAUUUAAACGAAAAUGUUCUUUUUAUUAUUAAUAUCAUUGUUAAAUAAUAAUUUGUGGGCCUAUAAUAUUGAUGUGGAUAAUGUUCAAAUUUUCCAUAAACCAAAGAAAAGUGAUGAAAAUGAGAGAAAAAAUUAUUUUGGUUUUUCAGUGGCUUUAUAUGUUGAUGAAAAUUUGUUGGAAAAUUCUUUGAUACUCGUAGGUGCACCAAGGGCAAAUGUGAGUCAAAUAAAAACUGUCAUUGAACCAGGAAGUGUUUUUAGAUGUCCUAUUCAAUUAAAUGAUGAAUGUAAGGAAUGGAUUUUGGAUCCAACUGAAGAUGGUGAUAUUAAAUUUAAAAGUCUCACUGCUACACAACUGCGAGAUAAUGCGUGGACAGGAGCUACAAUUGCCAUUAAAAGUGGAAUAAAUCCAACAGUUGUGGUUUGUGCACCGCGUUGGAAGGCGAGAAUUCGAAGAAGAUCAAAGCAAUUAGAUUGGUUUUUAAAUGGGAUUUGUUAUCGAUCGCGUGUAAAUGAUUCAAAAAUUUUUCAAGUUCCUAUAAAUUCAUUGUUUGAAAGUAAAAUAUCGCCAUUUUAUUAUUAUCGUCAAGUGAAAAUGGUUGAUGGUCGAUAUCAAUAUUUUUUUGCCAUGGGACAAGCUGGUUUUUCAUUGCAUAUGGUGCCAAAUAAUGAGGAUUUAAUUCUCGGUAGUCCGGGAAUUUCAAAUUGGACUGGUGUACCACUUUUGGUACAAGUUGAAGAACGUAUGCCAACACGAGAGGAAAUGAUUUAUAAAAAUAUCAAAAGUUAUUCAGUUAAAUACAAUAAUGUUUAUGAUACAAUUGAAGCCAUUCAGGAGGUGCCUUCAAUUCAUUAUAAUGAAUAUUUCGGUUACUCGGUGAGUUCUGGAUGUUAUUUUCAAAAAGAUGAACGCUGGUACUCAUCAGGAAUUCCUAGAGGGGACAAUUUAAAUGGACGCGUUUUAAUAUUUUCCCAUCCAAAUAGAAGCAUUAAUGCAGAAUUUAUUAUAAAAAAUACUUUAAAUGGAGAACAACAUGGGGAAUAUUUUGGUUACACUUUGGCUUCCUGUGACUUAAAUAAUGACGACAAAGAUGAUUUAGUUGUUGGUGCUCCAUUAUGGACAAAUAAUUUAGAAGAAGGUAGAGUCUAUGUUUUUAGCAGCAAAGGCAACGAUUAUGAUUAUCUGGAGGCUCAAUAUAUUCACGGUGAAGUUGUAAAAGGAAGAUUUGGCUCAACAAUAUCUUGCAUCGGUGAUAUUAAUUAUGAUAAUUAUGGUGAUAUCGCGAUUGGAGCACCAUAUGAAAAUAAUUGCGGUGCCAUUUACAUUUAUCGAGGAACAGACUAUGGUUUACAAUUGAGUCAAAAAAUAGUUGCUUCCGAUAUUUCUCCACUCCUACGGGGAUUUGGAAUUUCUAUUUCAGAAUCUCGUGAUAUUGAUGGAAAUGGUUAUCCUGAUAUUGCCGUUGGUGCAUAUUUAUCUGAUUCUGUGGUUCUUCUACGUUCGAGACCAAUUGUUUCGUUAAAAAUAUCAAGAAUGGAAUCCCUCAUGAGAACAAAAUUACAAACAAGUACUUCAUUUUUUGAUAUUGAAGUUUGUUUUUAUUACAGUGGCAAACACGUUCCAAAUAAAUUAAAUGUAACGUUAAAGUGGAAAAUCGAUGAAAUUUUCGGCAGAGCGAGACUUUCACCAGAAGCGAAUAAUGCAACGAUUUAUGAAUUCGAGAGAAUUUUAAUCGAAGAUACACAAUUAUGCGACAACUUUAAAAUAUACCUAAAUAGUAAAAUUCAAGAAUUUAUGAAUCCACUUGAAAUAUGGUUAUCAUUGAAUUUGAAUAAAAAAAAAAUUAAUUCAAUAACAAACACAAAUAACGAGACAAUUAAUAAGGAGGAAUUUUUAAAAAUUUGCCCGGUGAUAAAUAAAGAAGAUUCUAUAAUUGAAAAAUCAAUAUUAUUACCAUUUGCCGUUGAUUGUGGAUAUGAUGAUAUUUGUACUUCAAAUUUAACAAUAACAAUGUCCACGGAUUUGACGAUAAAUCAUUUUAUUUUGGGAUCACGAAAGACAUUUUUAUUAUUUGUCAAUAUUAUCAAUUAUGGUGAACCUGCAUAUAAAAGUGAAAUACGAAUAAUUAUUCCAAAACCAUUGCAAUUGGCAAAUAUUCCACCAGAUUGUAAUGAGAAUGACAGCAAUUUGACUUGUAAUGUUGGAAAUCCUUUGCGAAAAAACAAAACAAUAGAAUUACAAUUGUCGACAAUUGGAGUCACGUGCAAUUCAACAUCAAGUGAAUUGGAAGUUGUGAUUUUCACUCAAAGUGAAAAUUCAAAUGAAAAUAAUCGUUUUAAUAUUGCAAUUCAUUUCGCCAUUGAUCUUGAUAUGAUUUUAUUAGGGAAAGCUCAAGAAGAUUCGUAUUCUUACUCAGAGGAGGAAGAUAUUUUGAAGGAAACAAAUUUUACACAUAUUUACGAAAUUCAAAAAUUCGGCUCAUGUCCAAUUGAAGAAAUUGAAGCUCUCAUUAAAAUUCCCAUAUAUUUGAAAGAAGAGGGAAAUGAAUUUCAAAUAAUUGAAAUUCUACAAAUUAAAGGAUUAAUAGACAAUCGCGAAGUUUCGUGUUCGUCAUUGAAGAAAGAAAAUGAUAAACAUAAUCCUACAAUAUCAUUAACAACAAAUGAAAUUUUUGAAAAUUUUCAUCCUAGGGAGAAUUCUUUCAAAUACAUACCACCAGAAAAUAGAACAUUAUACAUCAAUUGUUCAAAUUCAUUCAUUUCCUGUCAAAGUAUAAAAUGCAAAUUAACAGGACUUUUAAAUUCAACAUCAAUGAAAAUUAUUAUAAAUAUGGAAUUUCAGCCUAAAAUUCUUCAAUCAAUUAAAAUGCAAGAGAAGGAUAUUUUAUUUUUCAUAACAGAAGGCGGAGUAAUUGUCACGAAAUCAGAAGGAUUUUCAAAUGUCAUUGAGACAAAAACUAAUGUUGCAUUAGUUGGAACGACAUUUUUAGGAUCGCCAAUUAAGCAAAAAGUUGCUACUUGGGUUUUGAUAUUAUCGACAAUUUUUGGAAUACUUCUUUUGACAGUUUUAAUUUUCAUAUUAACAAAAUUUGGUUUCUUCACACGUAAGCGAAGGCAACAACUUCAUGCUUUAAAAGCCGAUUCAAGAAGAAAACGGAAACAAAAAUUACAAUCAAGUUCCUCAAGUCAAAUUGACUGAUAAAUUUAACAUUCAUUAAUUUAUUUAUUCGUUUUUUUCAAAGCCAUCGUGUUUUACAUAUAAUAAUCAACAUUAGUAUAGUGCAUUGAUUUCUU
This is a messenger RNA of Leptopilina boulardi, 3481 nucleotides long. Its product is annotated as integrin alpha-PS4-like. The transcript is spliced from 10 exons. The record is from RefSeq and is a predicted model, not a curated record. Gene Ontology annotation, biological process: cell-matrix adhesion; cell-cell adhesion; cell adhesion mediated by integrin. Gene Ontology annotation, molecular function: integrin binding. Lineage: Eukaryota; Metazoa; Arthropoda; Insecta; Hymenoptera; Figitidae. The coding region runs from base 201 to 3386 and encodes 1061 amino acids. Gene Ontology annotation, cellular component: external side of plasma membrane; integrin complex.